CCAGCCAGUCUGGACAGGAGGAAUGAAGGGUUCCCAUCCGGUGUCGCCAAUCUCGACGCGACCAACAGCGAAACCAAUGACGCGUCUGAGAGUUGUUUCAUCAUGGUAUGCUUCAAUUUCGUCCGUGGCGUCUCUUCCUACAUAAUGUAGAAUAGCCAACAUUCCGCCAGGAUGCGCAUCAAGCCAGGAGGGAGUGAUCCGCAGAACAAGGUCAUGAUAAAUAACUAUAGUCUGACCGGCAAUGAUUGAGUCAGCCACUUUUGAGCGAGACCAUGCUGGCAGGUCCUUGGGAAGACUACCAGAGGGCCCCAUCCGUAGGGCGUCUAUGCACAAAUGUCACCGGAACCACUGUUGCUCCAAUUCAAAUUAUUCAAUUGCCCCACUAUAUGGAAUCUUUACUGAACAUUUACUCUUCAUCAGCAUCGGUCCCAGUAGCCUCAUCGGGGAGAGAGCUUCCUUUGUGUUCGUUCUGUGGAAGGAAUUUUUCUCGUUACACUUGCCCAACCUGCAAUGCCGCCUACUGCUCCCUGUCAUGCUAUAAGUCCCAAGCUCACAAUCAGUGCACCGAGCCUUUUUAUCGCAAGGUGUUGGAGGAUGACAUACAAACAGACAGCAAAAUCAGAACGAACGAAGAGAGAAAAAGAAUCCUUGAUAUGCUAAAGCGACUGGAAGAAGAGGACCUUGAGGGUUUCCCGGACGAUAGUGAUGAGGAUGACAAGCAAGACUCCCUCGCUGCACGACUGGGGGACCUGGAUCUAGACCGAGCUACAACCAGCGAGGUUUUGGCGGCCCUUAAUGACGAUGAGCGCGCUACUUUUACAAAGAUGUUGAAGGAUCCAAACAGCAAAGCUGCAAAGGAAGUGCUUUCGUUCCAUGAUGUCGCUUCCCAGUCUUGGAAGCCAUGGUGGGAGUCAGAAAACGAAGAUACGAAUUCUUCCCUUGGGGAAUUGACCACCUUGACGGAGAGUUUCGAUGCCAUGUUGUCAGCACCUACCAAAAUGUGCCCAGCGAGUCACCCGAUACUUUAUAAUGUAGUUUCUGUCUUACUAUCAUACGCUUUUACAACUAGGCAUCUGGCUACAUCACCUCUGUUAGUCUUGCUCGACAAUGACCAGGAUGCAUCCCGGGAGGACAUAGCGGUAACUGCGCCUUUUCUACUCGACCGUCGCUCAACGGUGGCGUUCCGCAGUGUGGAAGAGGUGAUCACCGAGUUAUGGUCUCGAGAUGAGUCGUUCUCAAAUGCACUGAUGAUCAGACUCCUUCAAGAUGCUCUUAUACUCCUCAAAUUUCCGCCUUUGAUGCCUCCAGAGUAUACCCCUCCUCCCCAUCUCCUCCUGGUUUUCUCGGAUCUCUUCCACCUCUUCCAGAACGCUUCUUCCAAGAAAUGGAAUCUGGCAGCUAUGAAGGUCAGGUUUUACGCUGCACAGGCGCGAUCGGCACCUGCAUCUGCACUCAACGGUCUCCGACUUGGGGUGGAAGAGCAAAUAGAGAAGCUGACCACUAUUGAGCAGGAGAGAUCUCCAAUCGUGCCCUACCCAGCAUUUGUUAUUUGCAAUGGUGAGAAGAGCGAAAGGGGACCCACGAGACUUCGAGCAUCGUCAAAAUCUCUUAUUGAAGAGCUAUGAGCGUUCUCUUUUGAAACGUCAGGGAAUUUCUGCCCAUCCCAGGAUGAUACUUGCUGCGAUCCGAUGGAUUUCCAUCGAAAUCAAAUUUAUGUGUCAUAGGCUAGUACAUAACUGAUGGACGCCGCCUGCUGCGGCAUUACCCGCUACUCUUAUCGCUGUUAUUUGACCGCGAUUCAGGAUGGCCACAUCGAAAUCGACAUUGUAACUUACAGUGC
Molecule: messenger RNA, 1840 nt
Organism: Cantharellus anzutake
Lineage: Eukaryota; Fungi; Basidiomycota; Agaricomycetes; Cantharellales; Hydnaceae
Exons: 7
Coding region: 273-1625 (450 amino acids)
Source: RefSeq, a predicted model, not a curated record